CUCGAAAGCGGAGACCUAGCGUUGACGUCACGCCAAUAUCCGGGUCCUCGCGCGGUGUCGCUUGUGCGCAGGCGCAGUUCAGCCGGCGGUUCGACCUCUGCUUUCGAAGUCCCAGGCCGCUCAAAAUCACUCUCCUCUCAAAAUGUUCACCUGCGCGAAGUUCGUCUCCACACCAGCCCUGGUGCGUGCUGGAUCCAGGUCCCUGUACAGGCCGGUUUCUGCCGCUGUGCUUUCCAGACCGGAGAUCAAGCCUGAGGUCAGCGGCUCUGUGCUGUCUCAGUCGGCCCUCGCUCAGGUGGCCCUCAGGAGCUUCCAGACCAGUGCUGUGAGCCGUGACAUCGACACCGCUGCCAAGUUCAUCGGAGCGGGAGCUGCCACCGUGGGAGUGGCUGGAUCCGGUGCGGGAAUCGGAACCGUGUUCGGGAGCCUUAUCAUCGGAUACGCCAGGAACCCAUCUCUAAAGCAGCAGCUCUUCUCUUACGCCAUCCUGGGUUUUGCUCUGUCUGAAGCCAUGGGGCUCUUCUGUUUGAUGGUCGCUUUCUUGAUCCUGUUCGCCAUGUGAAAAUCUGCUAGUUACCUAACAUUGCAUAACAUUUAGCACACUUUCGAAUUACGUAUUUUUGCUGUUGCUUCCAAAACUGCUGUCGGUCUCUGCGAAAAGAGAAAGCGUAUGAAUAUAAAGUCUGAAAUCAUGAAACAAUUAAAUAUUGUUCAACUGUUUAAACCCUGUUCAUGCCCACCGAAUGAGAAAAGCAACAGCUCCGUCGGUGCUACUUGCAUAUCAAGCUGAAACUCACCAUGGAUAUAAAGAACCUGAUAGCACUUUCUCUACAUCAGUAUAGGGGUAAUGUUGUGUGUGUAGAGCCUGUAAGGGUCCAUUCAGGGUUAAACUGCUGGUUGAUAGUGUGACUGUAAAUUUAUAGCAGUUGGUUGAAAGCCAAUUAAAACCUCAGUUGCUUUUGUAAAUUGCAUUAAAUAAAUCUAGAUCACAGUUUACCGUA
Messenger RNA from Puntigrus tetrazona (Sumatra barb), 1001 nucleotides. It is a transcript of the gene atp5mc3a, whose product is annotated as ATP synthase membrane subunit c locus 3a. Gene Ontology annotation, molecular function: proton transmembrane transporter activity. The record is from RefSeq and is a predicted model, not a curated record. Lineage: Eukaryota; Metazoa; Chordata; Actinopteri; Cypriniformes; Cyprinidae. The transcript has 5 exons. Bases 143 to 562 code for a protein of 139 amino acids. Gene Ontology annotation, biological process: proton motive force-driven ATP synthesis; proton transmembrane transport.